UCAACAAUCCACAAACUCAAGGAACAGUUUUCGGCAAAGUGAGGUUAGGUUGCAUUUGUUUUCAAAACCUCUCGGGUUGCCGCUGUUGCUAACCACGUCAACGAAAUCAAUAAUUUUUCCAGAGUUCAAUUAUUUCGACAUUAAACUUUUAAUUUAAAAAACUUAAUAAUAAACAAUUAAAGGUAUACAUCAACACUUUGUAAUCGUUCUACAAAUAAAAAGUGUAUAUUAUAAACGGAAGAUUUAGAGGUUAUCUGAAUCCACAAAACAACUUUUUAGUAUAGCUUCUUUUUUUAUAAUUUAAUAAAGUACCUUACAAAUACAUCUGGUUAAAAAUGAAAAUCUCUGUGUUAAUGUUGGACAAGGAACUACUUUCUGAUUAAUUUACACCGUAAACCAGGAUAUGGUGUUGAAUUACAUCACAAAUUUUUACACGUGCAUCAAGUGUAAAAGCUACUCUCCAAUAAUGAAACGUACGACCUCCUGGCAAAAAAAUCUCUACGAAAAUCGCAGUUUGCCGGAUAAUUACACCGACGAAUCUUUUCUCGAAGAAUUACGCAAAAACAUCAAGCCCAAUAAUGUGAAAACAGGACAAGCAAUAUCUCUAGGAGCCAGUAUUUCAAUUCAACUCAGCAUUGUAGUUUUAUUCGUUAUAAUGUUUAUCUGGCUAAAUAACGAGUGGACAACUCCAAGAACGAUUUUUGUUUCUAGCACUUUUUUCACAGUGCUCGGAUACUUUCUCUACACUCUCAGCGUUCCCAAUUUCGGGGAGAAACUAUCGAAAGAUUUGAGAACAGCUUUGAUAUUUUUUGCUUUUGGAUAUAUCUUGUCGCCAGUUUUAAAAACACUGACCGAAACUGUGAGCACAGACACGAUUUACGCGAUGACAAUUUUCAUGUUCCUGCUCCAUUUAAUAUUCGGAAAAUAUGGUUCACCACAAAUUUCUCUCCCAGAUUCGCUCUCAAUCACUUCCUCAAUUUUUGGAUCUUUAAUGCUCGCCUCAAGACUUGCAACUUCUCUUCACGCUUUUGCUCUGCUCACAGUUGCAGUGCAGUGUUUCGUUUUGCUUCCAUUUAUUCUCUGGAAAACCAAAGACAAGGUUGUAAUUUCAAUCCCCUUAGCCUCGACAACUCUUUAUUUUCUGUCCCAAAUUUCCCUCACGAUAUUUUACGUUUUCGUUGCUGCAACUCUUCUCAUUCAUUUUAUUUGUCCACUCUGGUAUAUCAGGUGGCAAAAAUACAAGGAGAAUAUUUAUGGACCUUGGGACGAGGCCGUAAUAUCUUCUUGACUAAGAGCUCAGAAUUUAGAUCUAAAAC
Molecule: messenger RNA, 1316 nt
Organism: Belonocnema kinseyi
Lineage: Eukaryota; Metazoa; Arthropoda; Insecta; Hymenoptera; Cynipidae
Gene: PIG-C
Product: phosphatidylinositol N-acetylglucosaminyltransferase subunit C
Exons: 3
Coding region: 404-1288 (294 amino acids)
Biological process (GO): GPI anchor biosynthetic process
Cellular component (GO): glycosylphosphatidylinositol-N-acetylglucosaminyltransferase (GPI-GnT) complex; membrane
Source: RefSeq, a predicted model, not a curated record